AUGUCGGGUAACAUGUCCUCCCCCUGCCCUAGGAACGGCUCUGAGGCCUGGCAGGCUCCUUCCUUCACUCGGGCUGCGCAGUUCCGCGUGGGCGCCACGAUGCUGCUCUUCUCCUUCGCGGCGGUCAGUAACCUGGCCGUGCUGGUCAGCGUGGCGCGGGGGGGCGGCCGCCGGCUCUCUCCGCGGCUCCGACCCCUCAUCGUCAGCCUGGCGCUGGCUGACCUCAUGAUGACCUUCGUGGUGAUGCCUCUGGACGCCGUGUGGAACGUGACGGUACAGUGGUACGCGGGCGACGCGCUCUGUAAGCUCCUGUGCUUCCUCAAGCUGUUUGCCAUGCACUCCUCCGCAUUCAUCUUGGUGGUCAUCAGCCUGGACCGGCACGCUGCCAUCCUGCACCCCCUGAGCUCCCUCGACUCCGAGAGACGCAACAAGAGGAUGCUGCUGAUGGCCUGGAGCGCCAGCCUGCUGCUCGCCUCCCCACAGCUGUUCAUCUUCCGGACAAUCAAGGCGGGGAAUGCAGACUUCACGCAGUGUGUGACUCACGGGAGCUUCCGGCAGCACUGGCAGGAGACACUGUACAACAUGUUCCACUUCAUCACACUCUACGUCAUGCCCCUGUUCGUCAUGAUCUUCUGCUACGCACGCAUCCUGCUGGAGGUCAACCGGCAGAUGAAGAAAAACAAAGCGGGGGAUUCCUGUCUGCGUCGGAGUGGCACUGAUCAAAUCCCAAAGGCCCGCUUGAAGACCCUGAAGAUGACCAUCAUCAUCGUGGCCUCCUUCGUCAUCUGCUGGACCCCUUACUACCUGCUGGGGAUCUGGUACUGGUUCCACCCUCAGAUGCUGAGGGAGACCCCGGAGUACGUCAACCACAUCCUGUUCCUGUUUGGCCACCUGAACACCUGCUCUGACCCGGUCAUCUACGGACUCUACACACCCUCCUUCCGGGCUGACCUGGCAUGCUGCUGGCACCGCCGCACCCCAGACUCGCUACAGACCACCGACCAGAGCGAGCACUGUCACGAGGGGGCAGGGCCAGAGCGAGGGCGUAAAGGGGGGCAGGGCCGGAGUGAGGGCAGCAAAGGAGAGGCAGGGCCUGAGGGAGAGCAGUAAAGGAGAGGCAGGGUCAGUGCGAGGGCAGUAAAGGAGGGCAGGGCCGGAGCGAGGGCAGUAAAGGAGAGGCAGGGCCUGAGUGAGAGCAGUAAAGGAGAGGCUGGGUCAGUGCGAUGGCAGU
Messenger RNA from Polyodon spathula (Mississippi paddlefish), 1231 nucleotides. Its product is annotated as gonadotropin-releasing hormone II receptor-like. Gene Ontology annotation, cellular component: membrane. The transcript has 3 exons. Bases 1 to 1110 code for a protein of 369 amino acids. Gene Ontology annotation, biological process: G protein-coupled receptor signaling pathway. NCBI's taxonomy places the organism in Eukaryota, Metazoa, Chordata, Actinopteri, Acipenseriformes, Polyodontidae. The record is from RefSeq and is a predicted model, not a curated record. Gene Ontology annotation, molecular function: gonadotropin-releasing hormone receptor activity; peptide binding.